CGUCAACUCGAGCGACUCUGUUCUGGUGCCGUGGCCCGACAAACCGCUGCACCCAGCUGAGCUGGUUAACGUGAGAGUUCGAUCUCAUGGACAACCAGGGCAGCCUUCAACCCCAUGGUCUACCGCGAUGAAGGUUGAGACUGGGCUUCUCAAUGAAUCGGAUUGGGGCAAUGCGGUUCCCAUCGCAGCUGAGCGCCAGACAGAGGUUGAUGGGCCCAAGCGACCGAUUUACUUCCGACAAUCAUUUGCCAUCGACCAAGAUAUUAUUUCUGCGAGGCUUUACAUUACCGCGCUUGGCCUAUACGAGGCAGAGAUCAACGGAGCUCGCGUGGGUGAUAAAGUACUUGCACCGGGCUGGCAAUCAUAUAACCACCGACACGCUUACGACACGCACGACGUGACUGAGCUGGUGAAACGCGGUGUGAAUGGGAUCGGCGUGGUCGUGGGUGAGGGCUGGUACUCCGGUAUCCUCACUGCAGCGGGAAAUUAUCGCAACAACUACGGUGACACGCUAGGUCAUCAGGCCCUGCUAGUAGUUACGCUUCGCAAUGGAACGCGGGUUGAGAUUCCCACGGAUACACAAUGGCAGGCGACUACCGGCCCUCUGGUCUUGUCGGAGAUCUAUAACGGCGAAAAAUACGAUUCUCGGCUGGAAACAAGAUUGAAGGGCUGGUCCACGGGGCAAUUCGAUUCCAGUAACUGGCUGCCAGUCAAAGAGCUAGACCAAUUGCAAGGCGCCCUGGUCCCCUUGGAUGGUCCCCCUGCUAAAAGAACGCAGGAAAUACAACCUCAAAAGAUCUUCAAGUCCCCUUCAAACAAAACGGUUGUUGACUUUGGCCAGAACUUAGUGGGCUGGGUCCAGUUGAAUGUGGCCGGUCCAGCUGGUACGAAUAUCAUACUGCGACAUGCUGAGGUUCUUGAAAUGGGCGAGUUAGCUCUACGUCCGCUUCGUCGCGCAUCCGCAACCGAUUGGCUCGUUCUCCAUGGAAAUGGUACGCAGACCUGGGAGCCUCGAUUCACAUACCAUGGAUUCCGCUACGUACAGGUCGACGGAUGGCCGGCAUCAUGGACCCCGUUGGAUGGGAACUCGAUCAGAGCCAUCGUCGUACAUACUGACAUGGAGCGGACAGGAUGGCUCAAAAGUUCCAACGAGCUGCUUAACAAGUUUCACGACAACGUUAUAUGGUCCAUGAGGGGAAACUUUGUCUCUUUGCCUACGGACUGCCCCCAACGGGAUGAGCGACUUGGCUGGACAGGAGAUGCUCAUGCGUUCGGGCCCACGGCGAAUUACCUCUACGAUGCAUCGGGAUUCUGGCGUGGCUGGCACCGAGAUAUUUGGUCGGAAAUGCAGCGCGAGAACACGAUGGCUGUGCCAUAUUUCGUCCCCGUCAUCCCGCCCGAGAUCGACAGAACCGCAUGGAACCCGUCCAAGCCCUCGGCCAUCUGGGGUGAUGUUGCUGUAGGUGGGCCCUUCAAUCAUUACUUGGCUUACGGGGAUAUCGGGAUGUUGCGCGAACAAUACGAUCAGGCGCGCGCAUGGAUUGAUUCGGGAAUUCCACGACAUGAGUCAGGGCUCUGGCAACAUAACACCUACCAGUUUGGAGACUGGUUGGAUCCAAAGGCCCCUGUGGAUGACCCAGGCGAUGCAACGACAAACAAAUACUUGGUAGCAGACGCUUACCUGGUUCGGAUGACCGAAUACAUCGCCAACAUCUCUCUCGCGCUUGGUAACCAGGAAGCAGCCGUAACAUACACAAAGCAGCAUCAAAGCCUCAUCGAGGCCUUCCGAUCAGCAUGGAUAUCCAACGGAACGAUGGCCAACCAGACCCAAACUGCAUACGCGCUAGGCCUCCAGUUCGGACUCUUCGCCAAAGGCAGAGAACAAGACUCAGCAGCUUCAAACUUACGAAAGCUAAUCGCAGAGAAUGAUCACCUCGUCGGCACUGGGUUCGCCGGCACACCAGCUCUCGGAUUCGCGUUAGCCGCGAACAACGCAACGGAGGACUUCUACAGCAUGCUACUGCAAACGAAGGUCCCAUCAUGGCUCUACCAGGUUGUCCAGGGUGGUACAACGACAUGGGAACGUUGGGAUAGUUUACUUCCCGAUGGCAGCGUUAACCCAGGCGAGAUGACUAGUUUCAAUCACUACGCGUUCGGGUCCAUCGCUGACUGGAUGCAUCAGGUCAUCGGCGGCCUAGCCCCCGCCGAACCUGGAUGGAAACGUGUUGCCGUUGCUCCUUUACCUGGUGGAAACAUAACGAGUGCGGAAGGAAGAUAUCUUAGUCCAUAUGGAGAGGUCCGCUCGCAAUGGUGGCUUAAUCAACAGGGCCGGUUCAGGUUGAAGGUCCAAGUUCCGCCAAAUAGUAGAGCCACGGUGACCUUGCCAUUCAGCAAGGUAGUUAAGGAAGUUGGGUCUGGACAGUAUGAGUUUCAAGAUAUCAAGCGAGGGAAUGUCUACUAG
This is a messenger RNA of Aspergillus melleus, 2461 nucleotides long. RefSeq lists its product as uncharacterized. The transcript has a single exon. NCBI's taxonomy places the organism in Eukaryota, Fungi, Ascomycota, Eurotiomycetes, Eurotiales, Aspergillaceae. The record is from RefSeq and is a predicted model, not a curated record. Gene Ontology annotation, biological process: carbohydrate metabolic process. Bases 128 to 2461 code for a protein of 777 amino acids.